This is a messenger RNA of Batrachochytrium dendrobatidis JAM81, 2487 nucleotides long. Its product is annotated as condensin subunit YCG1. NCBI's taxonomy places the organism in Eukaryota, Fungi, Chytridiomycota, Chytridiomycetes, Rhizophydiales. Gene Ontology annotation, cellular component: condensin complex; condensed chromosome. Bases 4 to 2415 code for a protein of 803 amino acids. The transcript is spliced from 18 exons. Gene Ontology annotation, biological process: mitotic chromosome condensation. The record is from RefSeq and is a predicted model, not a curated record.
CAAAUGGUUUCAUCUACCCUGCAGAGUGUAUUUCAAGACACUGUAAAAACAACAUCUACUCACAGAAAAAAUGCUGCUGCUUUGCUAAAACUGCAUCGCAAAAUGGAUCCGGUUUCUUUCUCUGCUGCCUUUGAAGAGUGCGUGCUUCGCAUUCUAGUCUUGGGAAAAGGCGAUGUUUAUGCUGACAGGGCUGUAAAGUUUAUCAAUUCUUAUCUGGAUUCUUUAAAUCAUGGUGUUGAAAAUGGUGCCAACUUUAUCAGCGUUACUGUGCUUCCACUGCUUUUGAAAGGACUUGUAUCUUCUUUGAAAGCUGUCCGAUAUCGCUCAUUGCAAAUUCUCGCAAGUGCUCUCAACAAUCUGGAAGAAAUUUCUGAAGCGCAAUUUAUUGUCAUCAAGGAUUCUUUAAUGGUGCGACUUCGCGAUAAGGAGGCUUCGAUACGUGCAGGAGCGGCCAUUUGUCUGUGUCGAUUGCAGGGAGGAUGUGACGAUACUGAUGCCAUCCAAAUUCAAGAGCAUUUGGUGAAACUUCUUCAAUAUGACUCGAGCAGUGAUGUGCGCAAGAAUAUUUUAUGGAACAUUAAAAUCGACAGCCAUUCCCUGGAUGCACUUUUAUCUCGAGCUUGCGAUAUUGAUGCUUCAAUUCGCAAGCUUCUUUAUGUUCAACUCUCUGUUUCUCAAAUCCAUUAUAGCAUGCUGGAUAUUGGCAAAAGAACCGAGCUGCUGCAGCGUGGGCUACAAGAUCGUGAUUUGGGCACUCGCACAGCAUGCAUGAGACUUUUAUGUGACUCUUGGAUUAUACAGAUGGGUGGAAUUGACAAGUUUGUAUCUUCUCUGGAUAUUCAUGAAGCAGAAUCAUCUGCCAUGCUAAUGGCUCUUUUUAAACACGACACCAAGCUUCGAUUUACUCAUCAAGACUUUGAUUGGACCAAUCUAAAUCCACAGCUGGCCUUUUUCUUGAAAACAUAUGCCGCAUAUUUGAGGAUCUCUACAAAUGAUGACAAAUUGGAUGAGCUGAUUCCUUCGCUUUCUGAUUUUGUAAAUGUUUUGGAGCAUUACAUGAACUUGGUCAUUGGCACUGAUGACGAGGCAGAGAAGCUUAAAUAUGAAUAUGUCGUACAAGAGCUUGCAGAAAUGUGUUUUUCUCUUGAUCUUUGUGAUGAAAUUGGUCGUCGUAAACUUGAAGAAUUUUUGGAGAUGACUUUGGUCGAGUCUGAUCUUCCUGAAGCGGUGAUGUCAAAACUGAUUCGACUCGGAUUAAAAGUGUCUGCAGAAGCAGUAUAUAUCAAACGUUUGCCAGGAAUGAUAGAGAAAAUUUGCAAUAUGUAUAAUUUGGCAUCCACGUUGCGAGAAUCCCAUCUCGAUAAAGACGGAGUCGAGCCAGCUGCAGAAUGGAGCGAUGAAAAAUCCAUAUGUGCGCUCAAAUGCAUGGAGAUCCUCCAUAGUACCUUUCAACUGUUGGGUUUCCAGUGUCCCGAAUAUCCAGAAAUAUAUACAUUGCUUGAAGAAUAUGUUUUUCCUUGCAUGGCCAACCCAAUUCCAGCUAUUUCGGAGCUUGCGCUGGCAUGUCUUGCACAGUGCUCAUUGACCAAUCCGACUAUUGCAUCUACUAACAUGGAUGUGUUUUACACGCUCUUGAGUGCAAAAGAUGCUCGUGCCAACAUUUGCUUCAAGUUUUUUGUGGACUUGAUUUUGAGCAAUAGAAUAGAAUCGCUACAAGACAACAAGACUGGCAUCACCACCAAACUUCGACAUUUUCUACAAUGCGAAAACGAAACAUAUCUUAGUCAAGCAGUAGAGGGAUACUGCAAACUCUUUUUAUUUGACAAGUUGGAAGAUUCUGAAGCGCUUUUGGCUCUGUUGAUUCUAUAUUAUCAUCCAUCCACUGCUCAUCUGCAGCGUCUUCGACAAUCACUAAGCUACUUUUUCCCCAUAUAUGGACAUUCUAAGCCAUGGCAGCUUAAAGAGAUUUUUGUGCGAUCAAUCUUGUCUUUUUCAGAAAUGACGCGAGCCAGUCCCAGCAGCAUGCUUCAGCCCAUCACAAUUGCAUCGCAAAUUCUAGAUUGGCUGAGCACUCCAUUGCAUGCUGAUUCAAACAACGUGGAUGCUACUUUUUAUGCCGACUUGGCCAUUUCUUGUCUCACGGCAGCUACUGAUGCAUCUCCAGUGAAUCGUCGACUCAUGUGCCAAGUGAUUUCAAAGCUUCAGCUUUCAAGCAGUUUACCGGCGGACAAAAUUGAGCAAAUGCAAAUUUUGGUUGAGCAACUGCAAUCGAUCAUGUCUGACCCUUCGUCUAUUAACGCUCUUAAAAAGUUUAGUAAAAAUGUAUUUGGUGCUGAAAGUCUCGAGAUCUACAACAAUACUGAGAGCACUGAUUUUGGAAACAUUCUUCAAUCUGUAUCUCAUUUGAAACUAUAACUGUUUGUUGGUAUAUGCUGAUUGUGAAUGUACUUGAUUUUCACUUGGAAAUAAAUAUUUUUAGUUGGCAUG